Molecule: messenger RNA, 4684 nt
Organism: Cyclopterus lumpus (lumpfish)
Lineage: Eukaryota; Metazoa; Chordata; Actinopteri; Perciformes; Cyclopteridae
Product: adipocyte enhancer-binding protein 1
Exons: 22
Coding region: 71-4228 (1385 amino acids)
Biological process (GO): proteolysis; negative regulation of transcription by RNA polymerase II
Molecular function (GO): DNA-binding transcription repressor activity, RNA polymerase II-specific; metallocarboxypeptidase activity; RNA polymerase II transcription regulatory region sequence-specific DNA binding
Source: RefSeq, a predicted model, not a curated record
AUUGAGCGGCUGAGAUAGAAAAGUAAAAAACUACAAACCAAAUAAUUCUGCAGUUGGAAGAGCAGCAGGUAUGAAAAGCCAGACUGUGGUUGCGUCUGUGGCUCUGCUGGCCCUGUGCUGCCUGCUGAUCCCCAGAGGAGGGGAGAGUGCUGGGGGGAUAGUUUCUCUCCGGCAGACUGAACGGGAGAAGCAGGCAGAGGAUCAGCUGCAAGACGAGUCCCUGGAUGACCCAGAAAGUGAGCAAGGACUCGCAGUGGACCCACACCCACUGGGGAGCAGCAACAAGGACAAGAGGGACACAGAGGAGGCAGCUCGGGUUGGGUUUUCAAGCAGGGUGAGGAGAGCACCAGAGGAAGGCAAAAAGAAGAAGAAAGACAAGAAGAAGAACAAAGAGCCAAAGGACCCCAAAGCCACCAAAAAGCCUAAAACUGACAAGAAGGGAAAGAAGAAGGACAAGCAGACAACCACAACUCUACCACCGACCACAACUCUACCACCGACCACAACUCUACCACCAACCCCGACUGAACCCCCCACUGAACCGGAGGCAUACACAGACUACUCCUAUCCUGAUGCUGACAAUUAUGAACCGGACGGUGACUACUGGGAAGAAGAGCCCACACCAGCCAGGCCUCAGCCCCAGACUACGAUCCCAGACCUUCCAUACGACUACUGGAAGCCGGAGGAGGAAGACCCAGCUGCCCCAGUGACAAACGUCUACGAUGACUACUGGAAACCAGAGGAGAAAGAGCCGUCCACGGCGACGCCUGAUACCUACGAGGACUACUGGAAACCAGAGGAGAAAGAGCCGUCCACUCCGGUGCCUGAUGCCUACGAGGACUACUGGAAACCAGAGGAGAAAGAGCCGUCCACUCCGGCGCCUGAUGCCUACGAGGACUACUGGACACCAUGGACACCAGAGGAGAAAGAGCCGUCCACUCCAACGCCUGAUGCCUACGAAGACUACUGGACACCAGAAGACAAAGAACCAUACGCUCCUGUGACUGAUAACUAUGACGGCUACUGGAAAGAGACGGACCCGACGCCCCCUGCCCCUGAGGUUGAUGGGAAGGCCGGGACAGAUGACACCGAUUACUGGGACACCACAUUUGAGGUGCCGGAGAACCUUCCAUUCCCUGAUGGUAAAGAGGUCAGCCCUGAAAUCAAAGUAGAAACUCUACCAGAGGAACCCACUACCACUCCUCCCCAUGAGGGAACGUGGUAUGAUGAUUACGACGAAUAUGGAAUGAGGAGGAAAGAAGACGAGGCUGACGACAAAUGGAUGGAAAAGGAGCGAGAGAGAGCAGCAAAAGAAAGAGCGAGGGAAGAGAAACAGAGAGUGCAGAAGCUGAAGGAGGCCGAGGAGCGGGCCAGGAACAGACCACGUGUCUUCAAAGAGCCAAAGAAGUGUCCUCCCCUGGGGAUGGAGUCUCGUAAGAUUGAGCCAGACCAACUGUCAGCCUCCUCCGUGUCUCAGUAUAGUUUUGCACCUCAGAGGGCGCGGCUCAACAUGCAGGGCUCAGAUGAUGAAGAAAACAUGAGAGGUGGAGGCUGGUGUGCAAACUCAGAAGACAAAAACCAUUGGUUUGAGAUUGAUGCUCGCAGGGAGACGGAGUUCACAGCAGUCGUGACUCAAGGACGCAACUCUUUGAACGAGAGUGACUUUGUGAAGUCCUACUUCCUGGCCUUCAGCAAUGACAGCAGAGAAUGGACCACCAUCCAUGAUGGAUACACUGACUGGUUGUUUUUUGGAAACAGUGAUAAGGACACUCCAUUGAUGAACCAGCUGGCGGUGCCUGUGCUGGCCCGUUUCAUUCGGAUCAUCCCUCAGAGCUGGAACGGCUCUCUGUGUAUGAGGCUAGAGGUCCUUGGUUGCCCUGUACCCGAUCCAGUGGAUGUUCAGUACAGGCAAAACGAAGUCACUCCAGUAGAUUACUUGGAGUUCAAACAUCACAGCUACUCAGACAUGGUUUCACUCAUGAAGUCAGUAAAUGCGGAGUGUCCCAACAUCACCAAAGUCUACAGCCUGGGCCGCAGCUCCAAGGGACUGGAUAUAUUGGCCAUCGUCAUUUCUGGCAACCCCACAGAGCACGAAAUAGGCGAGCCAGAGUUUCGCUUCACGGCAGGUCUCCACGGAAACGAGGCAGCGGGUCGGGAGAUGAUCCUGCUUCUGAUGCAGUACCUGUGCAAAGAGUACAAAGACAGAAACCCCAGAGUCCAGCGGCUGGUGGAGGGAAUACGCAUCCAUCUGGCGCCAUCGCUCAACCCUGACGGACAUGUGGAAGCUUUCGAAGUGGGAUCGGAGUUGAGUGGAUGGACCACUGGACACUUCACUGAGGACGGCUUUGACAUCUUCCAGAACUUCCCUGACCUGAACAGUAUCCUGUGGGAUGCUGAAGAUAAGGGCAUGGUGCCCAAACUCACCCCAAAUCACCACAUGCCCAUACCAGAGAACUUGGAGACCAACAUCUCGAUUGCUGUGGAAACUAAGGCCAUAAUCUCCUGGAUGAGAAACUAUCCAUUUGUGUUAGGUGCAAACUUCCAGGGUGGAGAGGCAAUUGUAGCUUACCCUUUUGACAGCUUACGUCUAAACAAGCCUGCCGAGAGCCAGACACCCCACAGCCGCAAGAAGAGACAGUAUGAAGAAGUUGAUACGUCAGAGUGGAGAAGAGGCUACCACGAGGAGCCAGAGGAAGACUUAAGAGGAAGAGAAUAUGCAGAGCCAGAAGAGGAGAGGAGGGGCCAGGGCUAUGACCAAGGUUACGAACGUGGCUAUGACCAGAACCAAGGUUACGAACGUGGCUAUGACCAGAACCAAGGUUACGAACGGGGCUAUGACCAGAACCAAGGUUACGAACGGGGCUAUGACCAGAACCCAGGUUACGAACGUGGCUAUGACCAGAACCCAGGUUACGAACGUGGCUAUGACCAGAACCCAGGUUACGAACGUGGCUAUGACCACAACCAAGGUUACGAACGUGGCUAUGAUCAGAACCCAGGUUACGAACGUGGCUAUGACCAGAACCAAGGUUACGAACGUGGCUAUGACCAGAACCCAGGUUACGAACGUGCCUAUGACCUGAACCAAGGUUACGAACGUGGCUAUGACCAGAACCAAGGUCACGAACGUGGCUAUGACCAGAACCAAGGUCACGAACGUGGCUAUGACCAGAACCAAGGUCACGACCAUGGCUACGACCACAGCCACGGGAAUGGCCAUAGAGAAGAAGAAGAGGAUGAUAGAGGAAGAAGCGACAGCUACCAGUACUCUGAGCCCGAGGAUGAGCCUCGGGUGAUCGCAGACGAGUCCCUCUUCAGGUGGCUGGCUGUCUCUUAUGCCUCCACACACCUGACCAUGACACGCGACUUGCACGGCUCUUGCCACGGAGACACCACUGCAGGGCAGCAUGGUAUCGUCAACCGAGCCAAAUGGAAGCCAAUCACAGGGAGUAUGAAUGACUUCAGCUACCUGCACACCAACAGUUUUGAGUUGUCCAUAUUCCUGGGAUGUGAUAAGUUCCCCCAUCAGAGUGAGUUGGCAAAUGAGUGGGAGAAGAACAGAGAAGCGAUGCUCAUCUUCAUGGAGCAGGUGCAUCGUGGCAUCAGAGGCAUUGUGAAGGAUCAGCAGGGGAACCCCAUUGCAAAUGCCACUGUGUCUGUAGAGGGGAUAAACCAUGAUGUCACUACAGCAUUAACAGGGGACUAUUGGCGGCUGCUUAACCCUGGAGAGUACCGCGUGACAGUUCGAGCUGAGGGCUUCUCCCCUGUGACCAAACUCUGUGUGGUGGGUUACCAGUCAGGAGCCACCACCUGCAGCUUCAACCUGGCCAAGUCCAACUGGGACCGCAUUAAACAGAUCAUGGCCCUCAAUGGCAACAAGCCAAUUCGACUGAGCUAUAGCAACAACAGAGCACAGAACCCUGCAGUUGCUAAUGGCAACAGGCGUGUGGUUGAUGGCAACAAUGGGUAUUCACCAAAUUCACGAGUCGGCACUGAACAGCAAAGGAGGCUCAAGAUAGCUCGUCUCCGUCGCCUACGGAAACAGAGAUUACUGAAGUUAAGAUCAAAAACAACGUUACCCCCAACGACCACAAUCCCCACAACGCCAGAGACCACCACAUCCUGGUAUGACUCGUGGGUCAUCGGGGAGGGGCAGACUUCCACGCCUGGCGGAUUCACAGACUCCAUCCUGGAUUAUAACUAUGAGUACAAGAUUGAUGACUAUUAAUCGGAAACCAAACACACAGCCUGAUGCAGCACACGGUCCUUUCCUAGAAGUAGUUCUCGUUGUCUUAUUGUCCUCUGAGGAAUCCUGUCUUUGUAGGACACGCAAGCAAUGGGAAUGUACAGAAUAUUAACUUCAUAGUUGUAUAAAGAUUGUGUAUCUAUUAAUUAACAAUGCCUCUUCACAGAAUUUGACCCCGUUAAUCAUAAUAGUAUUUCCGUUUGACGGGUCAUGCUGCAUUUUUCUGAUUGUUAUUCAGGCUUUUUGCUUCCUGAAAAGUUUUUUAUUGUAGAUUCACAUUGUUAAAAAGUUUUUUUUACUUCACCAUGGCAGAAACAGUUUUUACAGUAUGAACAGUCACUGAAAGUUUAAAAAGCAUUUGUUCAAACUUGAUAACAGAGUCAGAGGAGGGAAGGAGUCUUCGGUCAUGUUGCCUCAAAUAAAGGUUUGUUAACACAC